GUUUGUUCUUCCUCUCCCUCAGUCUCUCUCUGCCUGUGCCUGCCGUCCGAACCACGGAAAGGCCGCCCCAAUCGCGCCCACCGACGCCCACCAUGGCAAACCCCCGCCUUGCCCGUCGCCUCCCCGCCGCCGCCGUCCUCCUUCUCGUCCUCCUCGCAGGCGGCGCCGCGGCCGAUGACGCCUCCAGCGACGACGACCCGGGCGUCCCGCCGUCGCCCGGCUGCUCCAACAAGUUCCAGCUGGUUAAGGUGAAGAAUUGGGUGAAUGGAACUGAAGGCACCACUGUUGUUGGGUUGAGUGCAAGAUUUGGAGCUUCCAUCCCUAGGGAUAUUCACAAAGCUCAGAAAACAUUUGCAGUCCUUGCAAAUCCACUUGAUUGCUGUUCCAAUUCGACAUCAAAGCUAACAAAUUACAUUGCUAUAGCACAACGUGGAGAAUGUGCUUUCACUGCUAAAGCAAAGAUUGCGCAGGCUGGUGGUGCAGCUGGUUUGUUAGUUAUAAAUGACAAUGAAGAACUUUACAAGAUGGUUUGCAGUGACAAUGAUACUUCCAUUAAUAUUACAAUACCUGUUGUAAUGAUACCACAGGCAGCAGGAAAGAAUAUGAAGGGGCUCUUGGAUCAUGGAGCAUGGUUGGAGGUUCAGCUAUAUUCACCAAAUCGACCAGUUGUGGACCUCUCAGCCUGCUUCUUGUGGAUAAUGGCUAUAGGAACCAUAGUCUGUGCUUCACUGUGGACUGAAUUUGUUGCAUGCGAGCAAGUUGAUGAGCGUUAUAAUCAGUUGACACGGAAGGAUGGGCCUAAUUCCGGAACAAGCAACAGAGAAGAUAAAGAUAUCUUUGAGAUCAGUGCCAAGGGGGCUAUUGUUUUUAUCAUAGUAGCUUCAGUUUUCCUCCUCCUCCUCUUCUACUUCAUGUCAUCUUGGUUCAUCUGGCUGCUAAUUGUGUUAUUCUGCAUUGGUGGUAUUGAGGGCAUGCAUGUUUGCUUGGUCACACUUCUCACUAGGAUUUUCAAGAAUUGUGGACAGAAGACCGUACAACUCCCCUUUUUUGGGGAAGUGUUGACCCUUUCUGUUGUGAUUGUACCAUUUUGCACUGUAUUUGCAAUUCUUUGGGCUGUCUAUCGGCAUACUUCCUUUGCUUGGAUAGGCCAAGAUACCCUUGGCAUCUGCUUGAUGAUAACUGUGCUUCAGAUGGCUCGCUUACCAAAUAUCAGGGUUGCAUCAGCUCUUCUUAGUGCUGCAUUUGUGUAUGAUGUCUUCUGGGUGUUCAUUUCUCCUCUUAUAUUCCACGAAAGUGUCAUGAUUGCAGUUGCUCGUGGUGAUAACUCUGGGGAAUCAAUUCCAAUGCUCUUGAGAAUACCUCGUUUCUUUGAUCCAUGGGGUGGCUAUGACAUGAUAGGCUUUGGUGACAUUAUCUUCCCCGGAUUACUAGUUGCAUUCAGCUAUAGAUUUGAUAGAGCAUGCAAAAAGGGUCUCUUCAAUGGGUAUUUUCUAUGGUUGACAGUGGGAUAUGCUGUUGGCCUUUUCCUCACCUAUCUUGCGCUUUUCCUGAUGGACGGGCAUGGUCAACCUGCGUUGUUGUACCUAGUUCCAUGUACAUUAGGGCUUAUUGUUAUACUUGGUUGGCUAAGAGGUGAGCUUCAUGAUCUAUGGAAUUAUGGUAGAAAUCAAACAGAAAGUUUAGUCGAUGAACCAUAAAAGGAUCUCCACAUGCUAAUGACAUCCAUUGAGAUACUAAUUACCCAGUGGAUCAUCUGGAACAAUAUGAGAAGUGUACACAGUUUACCUUUGCAAGAAAAGUUAGAUGUAAUAUGAUUUGCUUACCUCUAGUAUAUAGUUUUAUACGAAGUAGUACUAUUCAGAGCUGCGUUGUACUGGAGUAUAAGUGUUACUAUACCCUUCACAUUAUUGUUAUUAUUAUUUUAAAACGAGCAGAUUCACUAUA
Oryza brachyantha (malo sina) is the source of this 1944-nucleotide messenger RNA. Its product is annotated as signal peptide peptidase-like 2. Gene Ontology annotation, biological process: membrane protein proteolysis. Gene Ontology annotation, cellular component: lumenal side of endoplasmic reticulum membrane; cytoplasmic side of endoplasmic reticulum membrane; Golgi-associated vesicle membrane. NCBI's taxonomy places the organism in Eukaryota, Viridiplantae, Streptophyta, Magnoliopsida, Poales, Poaceae. The transcript has 14 exons. The record is from RefSeq and is a predicted model, not a curated record. The coding region runs from base 93 to 1697 and encodes 534 amino acids. Gene Ontology annotation, molecular function: aspartic endopeptidase activity, intramembrane cleaving.